UGCUUGAUGGUAUUUUAAAACGUGAAGGUGUCCAACUAAUGCUCUCGCAGCUGAAUAAAAAUCCAACAAACGUUUAAAUUGAAAAUAAAAUACAAAUGCGAAAAAGCUGCAACGGUCAGUAGCUUACGACGAGUGACACGACAACGAGUAGUGUGAGAUUUCGAUUUGUGAGAUUAAAAGCGCAGAAAAAAAAAAUUGAAAUUAAAAUUGCAAUAUUUGUAUAAAAGGCAGCGACAACCGUUUGCAUGCAGAUAAUUUCAUUUUAAUAUUCAUUGCAAACACACACGCAUCGUAUAUACAGCUCGCGCGCGGCAUUAACGACAAAUACUCGUACGACAAUAGGCAGUCAGACAGACAAACAACUAGUGACAGUGUUCAAUAAAUAUUAGUACGCACAUUGCAAAGUUGUUUUUAUAAUUUUUUUGUGUUUUUAUUUUUUUACUUGAGUGAAAAUCGCAAUCAUACAUAAAAAAAGCAAUAAUUAACCAAACAAAACGGGCAUUUAAAGCAAGUGAAAAAGUACAAAUUUGUAAAAAAUUAUUUUUUUUUUACAAAAACAAAAAAUCACAAAGUGUUAAUUUACUCAAGCCACUCCAAGCAAUUUAUUUGACGAGUGCAUUUUAUUAAAAACUAAAAAAAAAAAACAAUAAACACCAACAACAAUGAGCUUCAGCUUCACACGCCAACUGUCGGAAAUGAGCGCCAGUGAACUUAACGACGCCAUUGACGACACCAAUUUCCCGCAGGCGCAUAUCCUGUCACGUGGCCGCAACAAUAGCGUCUGCUCGACCAGCUCGGCAUCGGGCAUAACACCGCUUAUGGAUCGUGCACUCUCUCAAACCGAUGAAGUGGUCGGUGGCAAUACGACUGUGUCUAACGCUGUUCCUGCUGCGACACCCACUACACCCGGUAGUGGUGGCAGUGUUGCUGCUAGUGGUGGUGCUUUAACUAAUGCUGUUGCAAAGGAUGCUGCGAUUACCACGCCACCACCUGUAUCCUUUACGCGCCCAAAGCUAAUGCUUAAAACCAAUGGCAUUAUUCCGGAGCAUGAGGCGGACGCACCGAUGACGCCGAAAACACCGCGUACAUCAACUACACCAGGCCAUGAACAUUGCACAUUCCAUCACGAUCUCGAGCUGGAUCACAAACCACCAACACGUGAGGCGCUGUUACCCGAGUUGUCGCGUUCAUAUCGUCUAUUGUUGAGCGGGCUUGGUGAGAAUCCCGAACGACAGGGCUUGUUGAAGACACCUGAACGCGCCGCUAAGGCUAUGUUGUUCUUUACAAAGGGUUACGAUCAAAAUUUGGAAGAUGUACUCAAUGGCGCUGUCUUCGAUGAGGAUCACGAUGAAAUGGUAGUUGUAAAGGAUAUAGAAAUGUUUUCCAUGUGUGAGCAUCACAUGGUACCAUUCUAUGGCAAGGUUUCAAUCGGCUAUUUGCCUUGCAAUAAGAUUUUGGGACUCAGCAAGUUGGCAAGAAUUGUGGAGAUCUUUUCACGUCGUCUACAAGUGCAGGAACGUUUGACGAAGCAAAUCGCCGUUGCUGUUACACAGGCUGUGCAACCAGCUGGUGUGGCAGUCAUCAUUGAGGGAGUUCACAUGUGCAUGGUAAUGCGUGGCGUGCAGAAGAUCAACAGCAAAACUGUCACCUCAACAAUGUUGGGCGUCUUCCGUGAUGAUCCCAAGACCAGAGAGGAGUUCUUAAAUCUUGUGACCAGCAAAUAAACGCACACUUGCAAUCGAAUGAGAAUGUUGAAAAUUAUUCCAGUAAAUCGAAAUAUACACAUACGUACAUAUAGAAGGAAUUUUUUUAAUGAAUGCUGCUUAUAUUUACAUAUACAUACAUAUAAUAUUUUAAAACGUAUACACAUACCUAGUUUUAAGUUGCAAAUUGCAAAUAAAAAAAGUACAUUGAAAGUAUAUAGAUAACUAUCUACAUAUGUAUA
Zeugodacus cucurbitae (melon fly) is the source of this 1945-nucleotide messenger RNA. It is a transcript of the gene Pu, whose product is annotated as GTP cyclohydrolase 1-like. Gene Ontology annotation, cellular component: cytoplasm. The transcript is spliced from 5 exons. The record is from RefSeq and is a predicted model, not a curated record. NCBI's taxonomy places the organism in Eukaryota, Metazoa, Arthropoda, Insecta, Diptera, Tephritidae. Bases 663 to 1724 code for a protein of 353 amino acids. Gene Ontology annotation, molecular function: GTP cyclohydrolase I activity; zinc ion binding; GTP binding. Gene Ontology annotation, biological process: tetrahydrobiopterin biosynthetic process; tetrahydrofolate biosynthetic process.